UUCUAAUAUACUGUAUCUUGCAACAAAAUUUACCGUAUUCCUAAAACUUGGUUUGGUUCGGUUCUUGCUCAUCUUUUCUAUUUUCUUCCGAGGAAAAUCUGGGAGUGUAGAGUGUAGAAGAUAUGACUGUGAAACCAACAGUUGCUCUUAGGGCUAUAUUCGUCGGAGGUAUAGCCGCCUUUGCUAAGAUCGCAGGAGCCGUUAAAGCUGCAGGUGGUGCAAAGCUAGGUGCAGCUGCAGUUGCUGUGACAGCUGCUGCUGGUGCCACCAUGUCAGGACAGAAGCAAGAUUCUAACCAACAAACCAAAUGAAAGCUUCAUACAAGUAGAUAGGCGGAUGUUUUGAAUAAUCUAGUCAAGGUGGUUUGCCUUCAAAUGUGUUUGUGAACUAUUGAGGGGUUUGGUCCUACCGGACAAUUCUGAACGGUAUAUGUUCUACUGAACUUGUGACUUAAAUAGUUAUAGUUAAUUUGAUAUAAAAAUGGAUACAUGUAGUUUUGUAGUCAUGUAUUCUGUAUUUCACCUAUAAAAUGGUGACUGUUAAUAGUACCACGAUAGUCUGAGGAUCGACUUUCAUGUACUUUCAUGAUUGAGUAUUUACCUUCUUUUGAAACGAAUGUUUUGUUUCCAAGAA
Erigeron canadensis is the source of this 633-nucleotide messenger RNA. RefSeq lists its product as uncharacterized. Lineage: Eukaryota; Viridiplantae; Streptophyta; Magnoliopsida; Asterales; Asteraceae. The coding region runs from base 123 to 311 and encodes 62 amino acids. The record is from RefSeq and is a predicted model, not a curated record. The transcript has 2 exons.